UCAUUGCUGCCUUUUUCCACUUCUUGCUACACUUGCAGCAAACAAAGUCUGAAUCUCAUAUUCCAAGCAACAAAUCAUGACGAUGGCUACUAACUGGAUUCAAUAUGACUGCAAUUCAGAAGUGUAUUACCUCCUGCCUGGUGUAAAAGAUGGGAUUCUUUGCUUUGUCAAAUCUGAAUUACAUUGUGAUUCUUGGGCAAAGUCUAAAAACACUGUGCACGCCAUUAUCUUGAACUAUUUCAAAGAGGCUCUUGAAGCUCACCCUGAAGAUUUCAGUGGAGAUGUAGCCACAUUUAAGAAAGAGUAUGACAAAGAUCGAGCGUGUUUUAAGCUGGUAAUUUACAGAGAUACAUUGUUGAAAGGAUUUUCAGUGGCAUUUACCAUCACAAUUCUAAACAAGACGUACUACUUAUCCUGCAUAAAUACGAAAGAGCUUCGCUUCAAGGAAGGAGACCCACCCAAAAAAAUUGAUGGGAGCACAAGUGAUGUCAUCUUCUACCAGAAGAACGCUUCUAAAGGAGAUGCAAGUAGCUUUGUGUUUGAGUCUGCGUUAGUCCAAGGAUACUGUCUUGCUUUCAAGAACGAAGAUGGUAAACACAAGCUGACACUGAAGCGACCUGAAGAUCAAGUAGAUGAAACUACACAUUUUCGGACUGUGCCUAAAAAGAGUUGAUCAUAAAUCUAUAGUUAUGGGUGGCACUCAGCAUACGUCAGACAAGGAAUCGUGGGUUUGACUGCAAGGCCUUUUUGCUAAUGGGCACUAUUAACAUUUUAUCACAUUGAAUUGCAUCUCCAAGCAGCCCAAUAACAAAGACUCUAUAGGAGAUUGGCAAGUGUUAUUUAUGGAGGAUCUGUUUCUUAAAGCCAGAACUGGAUCUUGCUAGGACUUCUUUGAUGCAAGCAUUUCCCACCACGUUACAUUUUAUUCAAACUAAUUAAAAACCCUCCAAGUAUCAUAUCCGCUAUUUUUCUUCAAUAACACCCAAACGUUAGACCCCUUAUCCUCUCAAAUCAUUUGGAGAAACGUAUCUUCCCUAUUUAGCUGUCCAAGAAGGUCUGUGGUUUAGGACCUAUAGCCCACUAUUGGUCCUACACCCCCCACAGAGGCCAAGAAUUGGAAGAAGAUAGAAUCAGGGUGCAAUAGGGAGACACAUAUUACUUUACUGAAAGUUAAUAACAUUUGGAUAACCAUAGCUCCUCUUCAGCAAUCCAAGUGUUUCUAGGGCAUGUUAACAAAUUGGGGGAAAUUUAUUAAACUGUUGCCAAUACAUUUACAGUUAAUUUUUGGUGCAUAUUUGGCGCAAUUAAUUUGAUUGGUC
This is a messenger RNA of Pelobates fuscus (common spadefoot toad), 1319 nucleotides long. RefSeq names its product interleukin 18 (gene IL18). Gene Ontology annotation, molecular function: cytokine activity. The record is from RefSeq and is a predicted model, not a curated record. The transcript has 5 exons. Gene Ontology annotation, biological process: immune response; inflammatory response. NCBI's taxonomy places the organism in Eukaryota, Metazoa, Chordata, Amphibia, Anura, Pelobatidae. The coding region runs from base 77 to 673 and encodes 198 amino acids.